Solanum stenotomum is the source of this 372-nucleotide messenger RNA. RefSeq lists its product as uncharacterized. Lineage: Eukaryota; Viridiplantae; Streptophyta; Magnoliopsida; Solanales; Solanaceae. The transcript has a single exon. Bases 1 to 372 code for a protein of 123 amino acids. The record is from RefSeq and is a predicted model, not a curated record.
AUGGAAAAUGAAUGUAAUUUUCCAAGAAAACUUCGUUAUGAUAUUAGUAUGUCAAAAAGAACAAGAAAAACAGCGAAAGAAGAAGACGUUGUGGUUGAAAGUGUGGAGUAUCAUGAUGAAGAAUUGAUGAAUAAUUCAGAUGAGAAGAAGAGUUUAAAGCAAUUGAUUGAAGGUAGAAGGACUUCUUUGGGACACCAUUUUACAGAAGAAGAAAGACAAGUUCAAAUAGUUGUAAAACAGGCAGAGAAUAAUGGUGUUAAAUUCAAGGAAAUGGUUAGUCGUUAUGCUAAAGUUUUAAGCCAUAUGAUUAAGCUUAAGAGAAAGAAGCCUGCAGGUUACAUAUUGAAGAUGCAAGUACAUACUAAUAAAUAA